CUUAUUCAUCAAUAUACAGAGUACCAAAUUGCUUUAAGUAUUAUGUGUUUAUUUGAAUGCUUUUUAUUUAUCUACUCUACAGAAGUGGAUCAGAGUGGGCCAAAGUCUCAUCUAGAGGUUAUGGCUGAGAUGAGGGACUACAGGAGGCGCAGACAGUCUUACAGAGCGAAAAACGUUCACAUCACCAAGAAGACUUACACCGAGGUAAUUCGGGAGGUCAUUGAUGUCCACUCUGGAGAACUAGGCAGGAUUUGGCAGGAAGCAAAGGACGAUGAGUCCCAAGCCUCACAGCAGUCGUCUCACAGAGGGGAAUUUGAGAAAGGUCGUUCUGCAUCCGUUGAGUCACGUGUGUCUCGUAUCAGCUCCCGAGAUGAGCAUGAGCACAAACGACAUCGCAAGCGCAGCCGAAGUCGUAGUCGCAAGCACAGUCGAGAGAGGAAAAAAAGGAGCAGGAGGGAUUCACGCUCUCCAGAUGUGGAGAGACGUCACAAGAAAAAGAAAAAAAAUAAGUCUUGAGAUGUGUGUAAUUUAACAGAUCUCAAAUGAUUUGAAUGAAUUCUUGUUGAUUUCAGGCAUUCUGAAAAUGAAUUUUUUGUUCCAACGUUAAUUUUUGUUGUCAAAUUAUUUGGCUUCUUUUUCAUAAUGUUAUACUUCAAUAAAAUGUGAAUAGAA
Messenger RNA from Danio aesculapii, 672 nucleotides. RefSeq names its product small nuclear ribonucleoprotein 48 (U11/U12) (gene snrnp48). Bases 43 to 516 code for a protein of 157 amino acids. The transcript has 4 exons. The record is from RefSeq and is a predicted model, not a curated record. Lineage: Eukaryota; Metazoa; Chordata; Actinopteri; Cypriniformes; Danionidae.